Molecule: messenger RNA, 1190 nt
Organism: Solanum stenotomum
Lineage: Eukaryota; Viridiplantae; Streptophyta; Magnoliopsida; Solanales; Solanaceae
Product: E3 ubiquitin-protein ligase AIRP2-like
Exons: 5
Coding region: 77-832 (251 amino acids)
Biological process (GO): protein ubiquitination
Molecular function (GO): ubiquitin protein ligase activity
Source: RefSeq, a predicted model, not a curated record
UUAUUAUUAAUAGCUAUACUUUGAAAACAUCAUCCAAAAAGACCCUUUCAAAGUAAAAAAAAGUUGAGAAUAAAUAAUGUGGCAGAAUCAUAGCCAAAAUUCUUCCUUUAGAGAAUCCAUCAAAGCCCUUGAAGCUGAUGUUCAACAUGCCAAUACUAUGGCAGCGGCUCUUCCCCGGGAUCUCGAUGGGGAUUGUGUUCAGAUGAAAGUUUCCUAUGGUUUUCUCGCCCCCUUCUUGCUGUUUCUGAUAGAAUGGAUGGACUAUAGUUGUUUAGAUACUCUAGCUAGUUGCUUAGGACUCCUUCACAUUCUUGUUUACAAGGUUUAUGUUGAUGGAAUGCCAACAAUGCCCCCACAAGAAAGGAAGGCCACAAUUAGAGAAUUCUACGCCAUUAUAUAUCCUUCACUAAAGCAGCUGGAGGGGAAUUUAGUGGAAUUAAUGAAGGAGAAUACUAAAGUAACUCAACUCUUGAACACUUCAAAUGGAAGAGUGGAAGAGAAAAGACAGUCAUGUAAAAGUAUUCCGGGAGAAGAAGAAGAAUGUGGUAUAUGCAUGGAGACUGGCUCCAAGAUAGUUUUGCCUAAUUGUAGCCAUUCCAUGUGUGUUGGCUGUUUCCACGACUGGUACAUCCGGUCUCAAUCAUGCCCUUUUUGUCGAGGUAGUCUAACGAGAGUAAACUCCAGAGACUUGUGGGUUCUAACUAGUGACUGUGAUGUGGUUGAUAGCACCACUGUAGAGCAGGAGAAUGUAAGGCGGUUCUACCUUUAUAUUGAUAAGUUGCCACUUGCCGUCCCUGACACCAAUGUAAUGCUUUACGAUUACAUGAUAUAGACUUGGAAGUGGAAGCACUAUAUCAUGCAUGCAUUCUAGCUGACCUACUUCAGCUGAAUAAAGGGUCUAACUUGUAUUGUACAUAGUUAACGAAACUACUAGCUAGCUAUCCAUACUGCAAACUCAAAGCUACAGAGCCGAGGCGUCUGUGGAAUGACUAAUCUUCACACAUGUUUGCUCGGUGCAGUUAUCUGACUAGUUUGAGCUAAAUUAUGUAUAGAGUCAUGAAAGUAGAAAGUAUAGAGAUAUUCCUGACAUUCAACUCAGUAUUUUUUGGAACCUGGGUGUUGAAAUGGGAAGACAAAAGACUAAAUGUCUUUUGGCAAAUGCUGCUUGUUAUGCUUGUACAGUAUUUUAC